Molecule: messenger RNA, 1296 nt
Organism: Brugia malayi
Lineage: Eukaryota; Metazoa; Nematoda; Chromadorea; Rhabditida; Onchocercidae
Gene: Bma-gnrr-4
Exons: 9
Coding region: 1-1296 (431 amino acids)
Biological process (GO): positive regulation of Rho protein signal transduction; phospholipase C-activating G protein-coupled receptor signaling pathway
Cellular component (GO): membrane
Molecular function (GO): G protein-coupled receptor activity
Source: RefSeq, a predicted model, not a curated record
AUGGCUAAUGAAAGCAUCGAAAGUGACCAAUUUACGGCUACUCGAGUAAGUUACGCUAUCGAGAGCGCCAUCUAUGCUCUUGCUAUGCUAUUAGGCCUUAUUGUGUGCUGUUAUACGUCACGCAGGUUUAAUUCCAACUACAGAAGACAUAUUGUUUUGGCAGCAAGAUUGGUAAGAUUUAAAAUAAGCUUAACAGUAGCAGAUCUCAUUGUACUUUAUGUCUACGCUCCAACACAAAUCAUUUGGAUUAUUACUUAUAACUGGUAUGGCGGUGAUUUUUUAUGUCGUAUGACGAAAUUCAUUAAUACAUUUUCACUGCAUCUAACAGCCAAUAUGCAAGUGCUUAUUGCUGCUGAUCGUUUAUAUAUCACAACACAUUUACGUCAAAUUCAUCAAAAAUCACAUUUUGCAACAAAUCAAAUGAUAGCGUUAGCAUGGAUACUUGCGAUCGCUUGCGCUCUACCUCAGCUCUUCGUUUUUCAUGUAUAUAUCUUACCGGAUGGUAAACCACAGUGUGUCUCUGUUUGGACAGUGAUGAGGUUUCGUGAAUAUGUUCAGCAAGAGGUGGCACAAGCGCAUCGUCUGAAAUAUACAGCAAUGGGUUUGACCACUAUCAGUGAUGAUAAUAUAACUUUGGCAGAAAAUUUUGAUGAUAUGAUCAAUCCAUUAGUGGAUAGUAGUAUGCUGAAAGUUCUCGAACAUGCCUACAACGCACUCCACUUGUUUUCCAUUUAUAUAUUACCGUAUUCAGUCGAGUUAUUAUGUUACGCUUUAAUGUUAAUUCUGAUGAAGCAAUUUCACAGAGAAGAUAACGACACUAAAACCCGGCAAGAACGGCAUUUUUGGUUUCAGCGAACAAAAAAUAUGCCGAGGAACUCUAUUUGUAAAUUCUCCAUUGAUAAUAACCCCAACACAAGAAAUUUUUUGCCACAUUGGGAUACAAAUGCUGAAACCACUGAUUGUAAUGCUAUUAAUAUAAACGGUGAAUCUAACAGGAAACGGAUUUAUCGGCUGUCUAUGCCAACAUUGAAGCUUUUUAAUCGACAGCGUAAUGAGUCUUUAGCAAUAGAAGAAACAAAACAGCGAAGAUCUUCAGUUGCAUGGAAAAAUACGGUUGCAUUGGCACGGAGGAAAACUAGACGAAAAGCUUUCCUGAUGCUCACAUUAAAUAUGAUAUUUUGGACGCCGUAUUGUGUUAUGGGUAUUUUAAGCACCAUUAUGGAAUUCGACCAUUCCGGCUACGAUUUCUUGAAUGCUCUUGUUGUCCUUAAUGCCGUUUCUAACUUACUACUCUAG